AUGACUACCUGCGUGACCCUUACCUCGAGCAUCCAUACCGCCGCCAUCCCCAGCAUAACCACCACGUUCACCUGCACGCCCACACUAGCGACUCUCGGCAUAACCAUGUUCCUCCUCGGCUUCGCCUCGGGUCCAAUGCUCUUUGCGCCGCUGUCUGAAACGCUGGGACGGCAGCUUGUAUUCCGAAUCACCAUGGGGUUGUUCGUCGUAUUCAAUGUUGGGUGCGCGGUCGGUAGCAACCUGGUCAUGCUGCUUGUGAUGAGGUUUCUGAGUGGAUUCUUCGGCAGUCCGGUUGUGACGAAUAGUGGGGGUUGUCUGGCGGAUGUUUGGUCACAAGAGGAGAGGAGUGUGCCGUUUGCUUUGUUUACCAUGGGGAGUAGCGUGGGGCCGGUGUUGGGACCUAUUGCUGGGGGUUUCAUUGCUCAGUACCUGGAGUGGAGGUGGCUGUAUUGGAUUGUGAGCAUCGUGUCUGGAAUCGUUUACGUGGCCAUGGUUUUCCUGCUACCGGAGACAUAUGCACCUGUUUUGCUGCAGAGGAAGAGGCGCAAACAUGGCGUCGGAUCCCCACGACGCUCGUUUAGAGAACAGUACGCGACAAACCUGACGCGGCCGUGGCUUAUGCUCUUCACGGAACCUAUAUUGUUGGUGCUAGGUCUGUAUUCAGCGUUCGUCUGGGGUAUAUUGUACCUCGAUUUCACCGCCUACCCCGUUGUCUUCCGACAAACACGUCACUGGAGUGAAGGCAUAUCCAAUCUGUCCCUCCUGGGCAUUGGAUCAGGUAUGGCUAUCGCAACGGCCGCGUCGCCGUGGAUAAAUGUCCUCCACGGAAUUUGGUGUAAGAAACUCGGUGGGCCGAAACCGGAAGCUCGACUUCCUCAUCUCGUCAUCAUCGCGUGGUUUAUCCCCAUCGCUCUAUUCUGGUUCGGUUGGACGGCAAACCCACCCACUCACUGGAUAGUUUGUAUUCUCGCCGGUGUGCCUUUUGGCACUGGUUUCGUGGCCCUGUUUCUGGGGACGAAUGCGUAUCUGACGGAUUGUUAUGGACGGUUUUCUGCGAGCGCGCUGGCUGCUAAUGCCGUUAUGAGGUCACUUUUCACGGCUGGGUUUCCGCUGUUUGCGCGGCAGAUGUACAUUGAAAUAGGGACGCCGUGGGCCAGUAGUAUAUUGGGGUUUGUUGCUCUGGCAAUGGCGCCUGUGCCGUGGUUGUUCUUUCGGUAUGGGCCGUGGAUUAGGGCGAGGUCAAAAUAUCACUUGUGGACUGUGGAGUUGGAGGAGGCAGAGAAGGAGAGAGUGUGA
This is a messenger RNA of Alternaria alternata, 1296 nucleotides long. Its product is annotated as putative MFS transporter. Gene Ontology annotation, biological process: transmembrane transport. Gene Ontology annotation, molecular function: transmembrane transporter activity. The transcript has a single exon. Bases 1 to 1296 code for a protein of 431 amino acids. The record is from RefSeq and is a predicted model, not a curated record. NCBI's taxonomy places the organism in Eukaryota, Fungi, Ascomycota, Dothideomycetes, Pleosporales, Pleosporaceae.